Messenger RNA from Malania oleifera, 688 nucleotides. RefSeq lists its product as uncharacterized. The coding region runs from base 1 to 624 and encodes 207 amino acids. Lineage: Eukaryota; Viridiplantae; Streptophyta; Magnoliopsida; Santalales; Ximeniaceae. The record is from RefSeq and is a predicted model, not a curated record. The transcript is spliced from 3 exons.
AUGUGGGCCAAUGACCCACUAUCAGAUAUUAAACUGAUAAGAACAGAUACUACACUUGAUCUUAGCCAAAAGGCCGAGAAAGUCUCCCCUCGCAGCUGCAAAGAAAAAAAAAAUGCCUCCUAUCCCACGGCCACGCACCAGCCAUCCUCCACAACUGCACCAGCAGAUGAGGAGUUCCAGCCGCCGCUCCCUGCUCACUGCCAGCAUUCGUGCCAGUCACUCACAGCAGCAGAACCCGUCACGGUCUCCAAGAUUUCAAGCCAGUCUCCAGGAUCUCCGGUGACGACCACGGCUCGUCCAAUAGCAGCAGCUCCAAUCUUCUCCAGCACCCAGGCCGUACUCCUCUCUACUCCAGCAACCCCCAACUCCGCCGAGCCUAGCAGACACACCACCACCAAAAGAACCGCCAGAACUCCGGUGACUCGCCACUUCACGGCCCUCUUCUCCAGCAACGGCCACACAGCUUCGGCACCACCACAGCACCCUCACUCGUCUGCUGCUGCAACUCCGGCGACCACAGCUCCGGCCACCUGCUUCUCUUCCAUGACCACUGCCACCGUCCCCACGGUAUGUGUAAUAUUUAGUGUCUUUUUUUUUUUUGUAAUAUAUAGUUUUCAUGUUUAGACUCUUAUUAUAUGUAUUAGUAUUAUUGUUGGAUUAUUAUUUUUUUAAUACCUUAUUACAUGUC